Molecule: messenger RNA, 450 nt
Organism: Penaeus monodon (black tiger shrimp)
Lineage: Eukaryota; Metazoa; Arthropoda; Malacostraca; Decapoda; Penaeidae
Exons: 3
Coding region: 96-407 (103 amino acids)
Source: RefSeq, a predicted model, not a curated record
UUAAGAAGGUCUGCUCAAGCCCAAGAGCCUGUGUGCCUCCUCAGCCCCCGAGUGUGACAGACGUGCCUUGUGGCUGCCUUGAAGAUCGUGUCGUGAUGGCGAAGACGUUGCUGUUGGCGCUGGGCGUGAUGGCGAUGGCCGCCGGCUGGGCCGAAGCUACCACGAUCUCGGUCCCAGCUGACCAUCCCAAAUACCCAGGGAUGUGCUGGACUGAUACGGAGCCUGUCAGGAACGGGGACUACUUUUAUCUACCCGACUGUGUGCGGGUUCAUUGCUACCGCACCGAACACGGAAUGCGGCUCGACUACGAAACAUGUCCGAUCCAGGGUCCUAGGACUGGCUGUACAGCUGUAGCAGAUUUGCGGUACAAAUAUCCCUAUUGUUGUCCCAGACUCACCUGGGCCUAAUUAACAGUCAUUGGCUUCUGGGUUAUGGAUUCACUGAACUACA